AUGGGUUUAGUGAGGAAAAACCAAAACCCGCCACCAUCAGCCUCCCCGAAUGUCUCCCUUCCCGGGCCCCACGUCCUCCAGCCGAUCCUCCACUACGACCCCAAUAACAGUGUGUGCUCCAUCUGCCAGCUCCAGUCCAGCGGGGUUAUGUUGACGUGCAAGACGUGCAACCUCAGCCUCCUCCACCAGCCGUGCGCCGAGUUCCAUCAAGCCUGUGCCCGCCUCCCGAGAUCCCUCCCCCACCCUUCCCACGCUGGCAGCUGCGCCCUCCCACUCUCCCUGGCCCAUUGCGCCUACCCUGGCGGCAAGUUCAUAUGUGACGGCUGCCGUCAGCCUGGGGAGCGCUGGGGCUACCACUGUGCCAAGUGCAACUACGACCUGCACGAGCGGUGUGCGGUCAGGCCACAGAGGAUCAGGCACCGGGCCCACGCGUCCUGCGAGCUGGCCCUCAUUUUCAAGGGCCCAUUUCCGAAUUCACUCGGGUUCGUAUGCAAUGUGUGUCGUCAGCCAGGGCAGAACGAUCAGUGGCGCUACCGCUGUCACAAGCCCCAAGCCGCGAAGGAACCAGUGAGAUUUGUCGGUCGAAUCAAUAGACCGACCGAUGGCAGCAAGUUCGUCACAAAUUGCCUUGAAACGCUGUCCAUAUUCAGAAAAAGAAAGAUCGCCACGCUUGACCGAGAGAAGAUCAUCCUUCAGGCUGAGCUCUCGAGCCUUCGAGGCAUGGCUAUAGGCGCGAGUGAGAGAGGUCCAGACAUCGCAGGACGAAGUGCAGCCAAUAACAACGGCCAUGGACUCCUCCGUAAGAGUGGAAACAAGGAAUGGCCGGAUCAGUUGAUCCCGGGAAUACCAAGUGGCGAACUCGGGAUUGGUACUUUUUGUACCUGCCGGUGUAGUGAUCUCGCGCGAUGGGCAUGGGGAUGA
Molecule: messenger RNA, 921 nt
Organism: Striga hermonthica
Lineage: Eukaryota; Viridiplantae; Streptophyta; Magnoliopsida; Lamiales; Orobanchaceae
Source: the annotation of a GenBank genome assembly